Antrostomus carolinensis (chuck-will's-widow) is the source of this 2549-nucleotide messenger RNA. RefSeq names its product leucine rich repeats and calponin homology domain containing 2 (gene LRCH2). Gene Ontology annotation, molecular function: protein binding. Gene Ontology annotation, cellular component: cytoplasm. The transcript has 22 exons. The record is from RefSeq and is a predicted model, not a curated record. NCBI's taxonomy places the organism in Eukaryota, Metazoa, Chordata, Aves, Caprimulgiformes, Caprimulgidae. Bases 1 to 2139 code for a protein of 712 amino acids.
AUGUCUCAUAGUUGUUCCAAUGUUUCAAUCAAAGCUUCUGGUUUAGUUUUUGAUGAGUACGAAUUUCAGGAAAAACCUCAUGUACCUGAACCAGCGUGUGAUCUUUCAAAGAACAGAUUUACUGAAAUUCCUCCUGAUGUCUGGCUGUUUGCACCACUGGAAACUUUAAAUUUGUAUCACAACUGCAUCAAAUCCAUUCCAGAAUCUAUUAAAAACUUGCAAAUGCUUACCUACCUUAAUAUUAGUCGAAAUCUUUUAUCAACGUUGCCAAAAUACCUGUUUGAUCUUCCACUUAAAGUUCUGGUUGUCAGUAAUAAUAAGCUGGUCUCCAUUCCAGAAGAAAUUGGAAAGUUGAGAGAUCUAAUGGAGUUGGAUAUUAGCUGCAAUGAACUUCAGGUUCUUCCCCAGCAGAUAGGAAAAUUGCAGUCACUUAGAGAAUUAAACAUAAGAAGAAAUAAUCUCCAUAUGUUGCCAGAUGAAUUAGGAGACCUUCCCUUGGUAAAGCUGGAUUUUUCUUGUAAUAAAAUUACAGAAAUUCCAAUUUGUUACAGGAAGUUACGUCACUUACAAGUUAUAGUUUUGGAUAACAAUCCAAUGCAGAUACCACCAGCACAGAUAUGUUUAAAGGGUAAAGUACAUAUAUUUAAAUUCCUCAGCAUUCAGGCGUGCCUCAGAAUAGAUAAAAAACCAGAUUCUUUGGAUCUUCCGUCAUUAGGUAAACGAAUCCCCUCCCAGCCACUCACAGACAGCAUUGAAGACUUUUAUCCCAAUAAAAAUCAUGGACCAGACUCUGGCAUUGGAAGUGAUAAUGGGGAUAAAAGAUUGUCCACAACAGAACCAUCUGAUGAUGAUACAAUCAGCCUUCACUCCCAGGUAUCAGAAUCAACAAGGGAACAGACGUUAAGGAAUGACAGUCAUGUAACGGGAAGUAAACUUGAUCCACAGAAAGACCAGGAGGUGUAUGACUACAUUGAUCCAAAUGUGGAAGAAGGAGCUGCUGUUCCUGAGCAAGGAGAUGUACAGACUGGACCAUUGCUGUCUUAUAUCAAGGAUCGAGGAAAACAUCCUGAGAAAUCCCAGAAAAUAGAACAGAAUGAGGACUGGGGAGAUGAAAAAAGACUUCAGAAAGAACAGCUGCUGGCUGAAGAUGAUGAUGAGCUCAAAGAAGUGACUGACUUGAGAAAAAUAGCAGCUCAGUUACUGCAGCAAGAACAAAAACACAGACGAAGGCCCUUAAGCUAUAGAACUUCAUUCAGUGAAAAACUCUUCCAGAGGACAAGGGCGGCAGGACGUGCAUCAAGGCUUCUUAAUCAUUCAGUUUCAGUAAGCACAAGGAACAGGCCGAAGCAGCCAAUGGAAUCUGAAAAAUGUGUCUCAACAGAUGAAGUGAAUUCCCCAGUGUCCCCAUACAGCUGGCAGCCGCUGGAAAACCAGAAGGAUUCAAUGGAUGAGCAGCAUUGGCCAGAAACACAGCCAGUGAUUUGGCAAAAUGAAGAAAGAAGGAGAAGUAAACAAAUUAGAAAAGAGUAUUUCAAGUAUAAGUCUUCCAGAAAGAGUUCAAGUGGAAAUGAAAAUGAUGAGCAAGACAGUGAUCAUACUAAUGUGUCUCCACAGUCUCCUGUGUCGUCUGAGGAUUAUGAAAGAACAGAUGGUAACACUCAUGGUCCAUUUGGUCUCAAACCAAGGUCAGCUUUCAGCCGUGCAUCUCGCCAGGACUAUGGUGCAGUGGAUCCUGGAUUUACGAUGAGGAGGAAAAUGGAGCAUUUAAGGGAAGAAAGGGAACAAAUAAGGCAGCUUCGCAAUAAUCUUGAAUCAAGGUUGAAAGUAAUUUUGCCAGAUGACAUUGGAGCAGCGUUGAUGGAUGGAGUGGUCCUUUGCCAUUUAGCCAAUCAUAUAAGGCCACGUUCUGUUGCCAGCAUUCACGUACCAUCGCCAGCAGUGCCUAAACUCAGUAUGGCAAAGUGCCGAAGAAAUGUCGAAAACUUUCUUGAUGCUUGUAAAAAAUUGGGCGUUCCACAGGAGAGACUUUGCUUGCCUCAUCACAUUCUGGAGGAAAGGGGUCUGGUGAAGGUUGGCCUCACAGUUCAAGCUCUGCUUGAAUUGCCAGCGUUGAAAGUAUCUCAGCUUUCCUCCAUGUGACAUGGCUUCUUGGAAGCUAGACAACGUACUAUUCGCUCUGUUGAUUUGGAUUGCUCUGAGGCAGUUCAGCUUCCUACAUGGGAACAUCCAAGCCAUCAAAAACUAGUAUCUGUCCAGAUGCUGUAGAGAGCCUUAUUUGGAGUUGUACGUGAAAACCUUGGAGUCAGCUGACAGUUCAAAGAACAUAAUUAUUCCUUUUUUCCUUUUGUAAUUGGAUGCACAAAGAGAUUGUGGUAGCAUCAGUUUCUCUUUCUGGUUAAUUUAAGUUAAAAGCUGCCAUUUAACAUCUCACAGUGUUACAGUUAAAUGUUGUAUUUCUUUUCCUACAUCGAAAAUGUUGUUUGAAUUAUUUUAGAAGUACAAAGCACACCCUCCCCCCCUUAAUCUUUCAAGUCAAUCAUUUGAUUUAA